Venustampulla echinocandica is the source of this 3459-nucleotide messenger RNA. RefSeq names its product Activating enzyme of the ubiquitin-like protein. The record is from RefSeq and is a predicted model, not a curated record. Lineage: Eukaryota; Fungi; Ascomycota; Leotiomycetes; Helotiales; Pleuroascaceae. Gene Ontology annotation, biological process: protein sumoylation. Gene Ontology annotation, cellular component: SUMO activating enzyme complex; cytoplasm. Gene Ontology annotation, molecular function: SUMO activating enzyme activity. The transcript is spliced from 4 exons. The coding region runs from base 1 to 3459 and encodes 1152 amino acids.
AUGACUGAGGGACCGAAGUCCAUCUUACAGUUAACUGCCAGCUCACCCUCGACUCGUUCUCUUCGUCCUUUCACCGCGUUUAAGAACUAUUCCAUAGGACUCACUCGUCUCGUUCUGAUACCAUACCCUCAUUCCCGUCUCUGCCACAUCACUCCACUCAAGCAGUUCAAGGUCGGGUACUUUUGGGACCUAGAACUCGAGCUUGCUUGGGAUAUCGAACAAACAAAACGUCAAGAUUCCCUCCCAGCAAACAGCCGACGGCGAGAGCCAGAACAAGUCGUCAAAGCGCAGGUUAUCCCACGUAGAGUAUCCCCAGCUGAAAAAGAAGACCAUGGCGGUGAGUUGGCUCCCUCCGAAGAUGCCGCCAAAGGAGACGUCGACAUGGAGACCAAGAUGCAGGUGGACGAGUCGGUGGUAGGCAGCACCGAGAUCGACGAGUCGUUAUACAGCAGACAGCUUUACGUUCUCGGACACGAGGCCAUGAAGCGUAUGGGUGCUUCGAAUGUGCUCAUUGUUGGAUUGAAGGGCCUGGGUGUCGAAAUUGCGAAGAACAUCGCCCUGGCUGGCGUUAAGAGCCUCACACUUUACGACCCCGCACCUGCUGCUAUCGCCGAUCUCUCCUCGCAAUUUUUCCUCCGUCUUGAUGAUGUGGGGAAAUCCAGAGCAGAAGUUACGGUGCCCCGAGUCGCUGAGCUGAACGCGUAUACACCUGUUUCAGUGCAUGAAUCUAGCAGUCUAAUCACCGAUCUCUCCCAAUUCGAUAAAUACCAAGUGGUCGUUCUCACCAACACUCCUAUCAAGGACCAAAUUGUGAUUGGGGACUACCUACACUCAAAAGGCAUAUACCUCGUGGUGGCGGAUACAUUUGGCCUGUUUGGAUCAAUAUUCUGCGACUUUGGAAAAGAUUUCACUGUUUUAGAUUCCACAGGCGAAGCGCCAGUCAGUGGAAUAGUUGCUAGUAUUGACGAGGAGGGAUUGGUGUCGGCUCUGGAUGAGACGAGACACGGACUGGAAGAUGGCGACUUUGUCACGUUUACCGAGCUUGUCGGGAUGGAGGCUCUCAACGGUGCAGAGCCACGGAAAAUCACAGUGAAGGGUCCAUAUACGUUCUCAAUUGGCGAUGUCUCAUCAUUGGGCACGUAUAAGAAGGGCGGUAUCUACCAACAAGUGAAGAUGCCCAAAUUCAUUGACUUCAAGCCUAUGUCUGCAUCGCUCAAAGAUCCCGAGUUCCUAAUCUCCGAUUAUGCCAAGUUUGACCGCCCGCAGCAGCUACACAUCGGGUUUCAAGCCAUCCAUGCAUUUGCGGAGCAACAUGGACAUUUGCCCAGACCUAUGCACAAGGAGGAUGCUGCGAUUGUGGUCGGGUCUGCAAAUGCUUUUGCGAAGCAGGAGAAGUUGGAUGUGGAGUUGGACGAGAAACUCCUCCUGGAACUGAGCUAUGAGGCCCAAGGUGACCUGAGUCCGAUGGCAGCAUUCUUCGGCGGUCUUGCUGCUCAAGAAGUCUUAAAGGCAGUCUCCGGUAAAUUCCACCCAAUUAAGCAAUGGCUCUACUUCGAUUCUUUGGAAUCACUACCUGCCAGCGCCGCCCGAUCAGAAGAGUUAUGCAAACCCCUAAACUCUAGAUACGAUGGGCAGAUCGCGGUUUUCGGUAGGGAAUACCAAGAGAAACUUGGGAACGUUACCCAAUUCCUAGUUGGUGCCGGUGCUAUUGGUUGUGAAAUGCUCAAGAAUUGGGCUAUGAUUGGGCUUGGCGUUGGGCCCAAGGGAAAAAUCCACGUUACGGAUAUGGAUUCGAUUGAGAAGAGUAAUCUCAACCGCCAGUUUCUCUUCCGGCCUAAGGAUGUAGGGCAGUUGAAGAGUGAAUGUGCUGCUACCGCCGUCCAAGAAAUGAACCCGGAUUUGAAAGGUCAUAUCGUCACAAUGCGAGACCGAGUAGGGCAAGAUACGGAGCAUAUCUUCCACGAAGAAUUCUGGAAUUCUUUGGAUGGAGUCACGAAUGCGCUCGACAAUGUUGAUGCUCGUACAUACGUUGACCGCAGAUGUGUGUUCUUCCGAAAGCCGCUUUUAGAGAGCGGUACCUUGGGCACCAAGGGCAACACUCAAGUCAUCAUCCCUCACCUGACAGAAUCUUAUUCUAGCUCGCAAGAUCCUCCUGAGCAAUCAUUCCCGAUGUGCACGUUGAGAAGCUUCCCGAACAAGAUUGAGCAUACCAUUGCCUGGGCUAGAGAGUUAUUCGAGUCUUACUUCGUCAAGCCUGCUGAGACCGUAAAUCUCUACCUCAACCAACCAAAUUAUCUUGAGACAACCCUAAAGCAGGGCGGUAACGAGAAGGCCACGCUCGAGAUGAUCCGUGAUUUCUUAGUAGAGGAUAAGCCUCUGAGCGUGGAAGAUUGCAUCAAAUGGGCUCGUUUGCAGUUCGAAAAGCAGUACAAUAAUGCCAUUCAGCAACUAUUGUACAACUUCCCCAAAGACUCAACCUCGUCAAGCGGAGCUCCCUUCUGGUCAGGACCAAAGCGUGCUCCAGAUCCAUUAAAAUUCGACCCUAAGAAUGAGUUCCAUUGGACCUUUAUCGUUUCAGGAGCUAACCUUCAUGCUUUCAACUACGGCAUCAACACCAAGGAUAUGGACGCAGGCAUGAUUCAGAAGGUGUUGGACAACAUGAUCAUUCCAGACUUUUCACCAAAUGCUGGCGUAAAGAUUCAGGCUGAUGAUAGUGAGCCCGAUCCAAACGCGAAUGCCUCUGCAUUUAAUGAUAGCGAAGAGCUAGAGAAAAUCACUAGCCAACUUCCAGAGCCAAAGAAAUUGGCAGGCUUCAAGCUUCAACCAGUUGAAUUCGAGAAAGAUGAUGAUACGAACCAUCAUAUCGAUUUCAUCACAGCGGCAAGCAACUUACGUGCGGAGAACUACAAGAUCGAACUCGCUGAUAGGCAUAAAAUCAAAUUUAUUGCCGGAAAGAUCAUCCCCGCUAUCGCCACGACAACUGCCCUCGUUACGGGACUUGUCAUCCUGGAGUUUUAUAAAGUCAUUGACGGAAAGAGCGAUAUCGAGCAAUAUAAGAAUGGCUUCAUCAACCUUGCACUGCCUUUCUUCGGUUUCAGCGAACCUAUUAGCAGCCCCAAGGACAAGUACAAAGGAAAGACUGGUGACGUUGCGAUCGACAAACUUUGGGAUCGUUUUGAGGUUGACAACAUUACGCUGCAAGAACUAAUAAAUCAUUUCGAUGAGAAGGGACUCGACAUCACUAUGCUGAGUUCCGGGGUUAGUCUCUUGUAUGCUAGCUUCUUCCCGCCAUCCAAACUCAAGGACAGAUAUCAAAUGAAGCUGAGCGAGCUUGUUGCCCAUAUCUCGAAGAAGCCAAUCCCAGACCACCAGAAGAAUGUCAUCUUUGAGAUCUGUGUGGAGGACCAGAGCGGCGAGGAUGUCGAGGUUCCUUAUAUCAUGAUGAAGAUGGGUAACUAG